CCACAAAGUCAACCACCUCCCUUCCUCUCCGCCCGAAACUCUCCAUCUGCUACAGCUGCGCCUUGAGCUAGCGGAAGCUCCAUGGCGGCUUCCGAUCAGAUUCCCGGACAGGAAUUCGACUAUGAAGCCCUUCCUUCCAACUAUGGCCUUAGCCGGAAUAUGCUAGCUGGUGCUUUCGCGGGGAUAGCGGAACACUCGGUGAUGUACCCUGUUGACUUGCUCAAGACUCGCAUGCAAAUCUUGACCCCUUCAACUGGCGGUCUCUACACCGGAUUGACCAACGCGGUCUCUACAAUCUAUCGAGUUGAGGGCUGGCGGACACUAUGGAAGGGAGUCUCGAGUGUGAUUGUCGGCGCAGGUCCCGCACACGCUGUUUACUUCGGUACAUAUGAGAUCGUGAAGGAUAUGGCUGGUGGUAAUGUCGACGAUGGACAUCACCCGUUGGCUGCCGCUAUGAGUGGAGCGGCCGCUACCAUUGCCAGCGAUGCGCUGAUGAACCCAUUCGAUGUUAUGAAGCAACGUAUGCAGGUCCACGGCUCAGUUCACAAGACCCUGGCGCAAUGCGCCAAGACCCUCUACCGCACCGAAGGUCUCCAGGCCUUCUACGUCUCCUACCCUACCACACUUUGCAUGACCGUGCCCUUCACGGCCACUCAAUUCGUUGCCUACGAGUCGAUCUCGAAGGUCAUGAACCCCAAGGGUGAUUACGACCCAUUCACCCACUGCAUCGCAGGUGGUCUGGCCGGUGCCUUCGCAGCUGGUCUUACCACUCCCCUUGACGUUGUAAAGACCCUCCUCCAGACCCGCGGCCUCGCAGAGAGCGAGGAGGUACGGACUGCAAAGGGUCUGUUCAACGCUGCUGCCAUCAUCAAGCGCCGAUUUGGCUGGUCUGGCUUCCUGCGUGGCAUGCGUCCUCGCAUUAUUUCCACUAUGCCUAGCACUGCAAUUUGCUGGACAUCCUAUGAGAUGGCUAAGGCAUACUUCAAGAAGCACCUCGACUAAAAGAACCCCGACUUGAUCCUCUCGCACGGCCACUCGCCAUGGGUCCUAUCCACCAUUCCCGAUGGACCUGCUACUUGUUCGAUAUACCACGUUUGUGUGGGCACCAUAUAAUCUUUCUUUGAUCUCUUCGGGCGAUAUGGGUCUGUUCUUUUACAAUAUGUUCUGGAUUUGGGUGAUUGGGCGGAGCCCAGCAACCCUCAUUGUGGCUCAUCUCGGGCCAACAUAGCCCGGGUUUCGAUCUUCUUGCAUGUUUAGGGCUUUUUAUGAAAAGCGUUUCGGCAAUGUAUAGUUUUGGGAAAAAGCGGGACACGGCCACUUUCGACUUCAGAGAUUAAACCUGGUGCUUAUUUUUUUCUUUUAUUUUUGGAUUCUUCGAUGCUCUCUUCCAUUCGAUGUGUCCUAUACUGUGACCGGCGUUGGAAAAACCUCUGGUUCUUUAUUUUUGGUUUCUUGAGAGGGCUGGGUUCUCUGUGGCAUCACUAUAACUUAUGUUUUUUUUAUCUUGCAUGUACCGAUAGACGUGAGGAAUUUAGAGAUGAUGUCUGAGUUUA
This is a messenger RNA of Penicillium samsonianum, 1553 nucleotides long. RefSeq names its product putative mitochondrial carrier protein (gene mrsA). Gene Ontology annotation, molecular function: ferrous iron transmembrane transporter activity. Lineage: Eukaryota; Fungi; Ascomycota; Eurotiomycetes; Eurotiales; Aspergillaceae. Gene Ontology annotation, biological process: iron import into the mitochondrion. The transcript is spliced from 8 exons. Gene Ontology annotation, cellular component: mitochondrial membrane. The record is from RefSeq and is a predicted model, not a curated record. Bases 82 to 1002 code for a protein of 306 amino acids.